Molecule: messenger RNA, 4212 nt
Organism: Stegastes partitus (bicolor damselfish)
Lineage: Eukaryota; Metazoa; Chordata; Actinopteri; Pomacentridae
Gene: gle1
Product: GLE1 RNA export mediator
Exons: 15
Coding region: 8-2173 (721 amino acids)
Biological process (GO): poly(A)+ mRNA export from nucleus
Cellular component (GO): nuclear pore cytoplasmic filaments; cytoplasm; nuclear pore
Molecular function (GO): phospholipid binding; translation initiation factor binding; inositol hexakisphosphate binding
Source: RefSeq, a predicted model, not a curated record
UGUCGCGAUGCCUUCAGAAAAUCUACGAUGGGAAACUUUACAAGCUUUAAAAAAUUCACCGAAGGGGAAAAUAAGUUUCGACCCGUACUGGUCGGAACGAGGAGAGCAUAUUCUAGCAGGAUGUAAAGACGUCCUCAGCUUGUCUCCGCACUCUGCCGUCAUUUUGGAGCGUCUCAGCUCGCUGCCUCUGCAGAAAUCGUCCUUUCUGAGCUCCAGCUCCGGAGAUUCCAGCCCCGGUCCGUCGGAGGAGAUCCUGGCUUCUGUUUCCUCCACAGGAUCCAUCUCCGACAUCAACACCAGGAACGUCUCACUUUCUGCAGCCCCGUCUUUAAAGAACCAACUCGAGCAGGACUUCGGCGACGAGACGAAGGAUGAAAAUCCAGAGGAGGAUGUCAGCGAAGUUUCCAGUCCGGCGUUGCUUCCUGCCAUCUCGCUGCUGUCGCCCAAAGCCAUGGAGACGGCCGGACGCAUCAUCCGGUUCGAGGAGGAACAUCGAGAAAAGGCCAAGGUGGCGCUCAGACUGCGACAGGAAGCUCAGGAGAAGCUGGUGGUGUCGGUGGCGAGCGCUGAGUCGGAGCAGCUGAAGCGCUUCGAGGAGCUGAUGGAGCUGAAACAGAGGCAGGAGCUGCAGAGUAUGAAGGACAUGAUGGACCGAGAGACUAAGGAGAGUAUGGGCCGCCAGGAGAAACUGAAGGAGGAACAGCGACACAGAAUGAAGAUCCUGAACCUGCGGCUGCGGGAGGCCGAGCAGCAGCGUCUCCGGGAGGCUGAACAGGAGAAGCAGCGGCAGACGGAGGGCAGGGAGAGGCUUCGCAACCUCAACACCAUCCAGGAGGAGAUCCUGCAGCUCAACCAGCUGCUGGAACCGAACCGGACCACCCAGACCAAGACUGAGCUGCCGGCCGCCAGCAUCAGCUCCUACAGCACCAGGGGGAACCAGCUGUGCUCGCAGGUGUCCGAGGUGGUCCGAAAGACGGCAGAGGGUGAGUUUCCCAGCGUGGACGACAUGACGGUGGCCGAGCGAGCCCUCCACGAGAUGAGGGCGCUGAUCCGGCUGAUGCAGGAGGAGGCGGCGAAGGCGCAGGAGAAGAAGAAGAAGGAGGAGGAGCAGGAGGAGGAGCGGCGGAAGCAGGCAGAGCUUCAGGCGCAGCAGGAAGCGCAGAAGAAGGCGACGCAGGCGGCCAAAGAGAAAGCUCAGAGGAAAGGGCUGCAGAGCAGCGCUGAAGACGCAACGCUGAAGUGGUUCAGAGAGCUGCAGGAGUCGGCUGCUCGCUGCACGCAGUCCUUCGAACAACUCAACAGCCCAAAAGACGCCCAGACGAAGAAGCUGAAGCUGGAGCUCCAGAAAGCUUCCACCAUCCCCGUCAGCCAGAUCGCCAGCAACUCUGGAUCGCAGCUCCGAGAAAUCUUCGACAAGAUCGACAAGCUGCUGUCGGGGCGUCCGGUGGUGUCCGGGGGGAAGUCCAUCUCCACCUCGAUGCAUCCGCAGGGGCUGGACUUCGUCAGCUACAAACUGGCCGAGAAGUUUGUGAAACAAGGGGAGGAGGAGGUGGCGUCGCAUCACGAGGCGGCGUUUCCCAUCGCCGUGGUGGCGUCCGGCGUCUGGGAGCUCCAUCCUCAGGUGGGAGACUUGAUCCUCGCUCACCUGCACAAGAAGUGUCCGUACGCCGUCCCGCAUUACCCCCCGAUGAAGGAGGGCACGUCCGUGGACGAGUAUCAGAGGAUCCUGGGUUACCGCGUGGACGACUCCGGAGUGGAGGGCCAGGACAGCUUCCUGAAGAGGAUGUCUGGGAUGAUCCGUCUGUACGCCGCCGUCAUCCAGCUGAGGUGGCCCUACGGCUCCAAGCAGGCGGCGGCGCCUCACGGUUUGAACCACGGCUGGCGCUGGUUGGCUCAGAUGCUCAACAUGGAGCCGCUGGCCGACAUCACGGCGACGCUGCUGUUCGACUUCCUGGAGGUUUGUGGACACGCGUUGAUGAAACAGUACCAGAUCCAGUUCUGGAAGCUCAUCCUGCUGCUGAAGGACGAGUACUUCCCCAGAAUCGAGGCGGUGACCAGCAGCGGACAGAUGGGCUCCGUCAUCCGGCUCAAACAGUUCCUGGAGACGUCCCUGCAGAGCCGACAGAUCAGCCCGCCCAAAGGCCAGCUGAGCUCCACCUUCUGGAGGUCGUGAUGCAGCAGCAGCAGCAGCCGCAGCCGCCGCCAUGUUGGAUUUUACUGCACGACGCCUGUUAGGACCGAAUAACUUAAUGUGUGAAUUUGGUGGAGAACUGGCGGCUUUGGGACUGAGGAGAAGGAGCGCUGCCGGGAAGAUGGUCUCCACACCGAGGAGGAACACGGCCGCCGUGGAUUCUCUGGUUUUAAUCAAAGAGCUGAACUCUGGACGGACGAAAACGCGCGACUUCCAUCUACAAUGUGACGAUGUUUAUGUGUCUUCAUGAUGAUGCAGGUUGCUGAAGAGCACGUGGCCUCCUGGUUGGUUCACAUAAACGUUUCCUGGUUCCAGAUCGCUGCGUGUUCAGGCUCAUGUGACGUCUCCAAAGAUGGACCGGGAGUUUUAAAAUAGUCUCUGCACCCUUCAUUUAAUCUGUCUGCUACAGUUGAGAAGGGAAUCUGCUGCAUUUUAGUGCUUUUAAAUUUGUGUCUUCAACGUUUUUUUCAGUUUUAUUUCCAUCAUCAUCCUUCAGGAAGCUUCAUUAGUUGUAUUUUCACCACUAGAUCAGAGCUCCAGACUGACUAUUUCCAACUUUUUCAGAAGAAAAUGGCCCAAAAUUUGUUAUAAAAGAGUGGAAAAAAAAAACACAUUCUGUUCACUAAAAUGAAAGUACGUUGUCUUUUCUACAUGAGCAUCUUUAAUGUCGAUUAUGUUCAUUAUAGGAAGCCAAAAUCCUGAUUUAGUAUUUCAGUUUAGCCUGUGUGGUUGAAUGCAGCGCUGCUUCUUCACUGGUUCAAAUCCGGAGUCGGCAUUUCCUGAAUUUCCUCGUUUUGUUUUUUAAAUGAUCAACUGUAGAAGCUUCAUCUGUGGAACACAACAACAGAUCGAUUGAUUAUUUGGCUCAUCAGGGAGAAACGGACCGAAGUUUCAAAACGGAUGAUCUCAAAUGAAACAUGAACUUUUAAUUGGAAUAUUCUCAACAGUUUGUCCUGUCUGGAGCCGACGGGUAGAAACCUUCACAAAAACAAGACGUUCUCCUGUCAGGUUUACUCAAGAUAGAACCGGGUUUCUGUUCUACGUCGGCUGCUUUUCCCGCGAGCGUUUUAAAUGUCAGUAUAAUGUUGAUUUAAUUGUGGAAAGCCUCGAUGAUGACCAAUGUUUUGGUUUAAUUUUGCAGCUUUAGUGUUUUUUCUUCUUCGCUGGUGCUGUAACUUCUCCGUUCUCUGCUCAGUUUGUUUUAGAAAAUUAUCAUCUUAUGGGGAUUUCGUAGCCUGUGCAGGUAGAUAUUCCACAAGAGGGAUGUUUUCCUCUUAGCUCUCCUUCUGUUAGUCUGUUCUCAGUGAUGUACAGGGAGACUGAUGAGCCAGUGAAGAAGGAGAAGUCUGAUUUCCAGCCACAUCAUGAUGCUGCCGCCACCAUGCUUUAGCUCCGUAUCUGUACCGAAACACACUAACAACCAUCGUUCACCUGCACAAAUGCAAUCGUGUGAACCUUUAACUGAAAUAUUAUGAGAGUUUUGCAGUCUGGCGUCCUGUAUUGCAGCGAGGAGUCACCUGUGCAGCUAGAAACUAGUGCAAACACAAAACACUAGCACACGUAAAAACCCAGAUUAUAAGCAGGACGUCCACAUCUGUCCUCCAACAUCUGCUUAUGUGCUGUGUUGGCAUUUAAACCUUCGGCUUUACAUUUUGUGCCUGAAUCUGAAUCUCUUGUGUGUUUUCUGGAGUUGAGAAUCCUCGUGUUCAGAGCUGUUGUACUUUAAUAUUCCUGAGGAGGUGAAGUCGUUUACUCGCUACCGUCUGCGUUUAUUACUACGGAGCCUCGACAGUCAAAUUGAAUGAUUUUGACUUUUUUUUGCUAUUUAUUUUGUCGUGAAUCCACCGUGUGGAGUAAAGAUGAACUCGGCUCAAGAUUAGACACACAAAGUUGUGAAGCUGAUUCUGUGUUAACGUGGUUGGUUUUGCAGCAGAGCAGAGCUGUGGUCUAUGUACACUGAAUAACUGCACAAAUCUAUGAAGCAAAUGUCUGAAAUUAAACCUCAUCAGCUGUUUACUGGA